Molecule: messenger RNA, 11299 nt
Organism: Myotis myotis
Lineage: Eukaryota; Metazoa; Chordata; Mammalia; Chiroptera; Vespertilionidae
Gene: PLXNA2
Product: plexin A2
Exons: 32
Coding region: 509-6379 (1956 amino acids)
Biological process (GO): negative regulation of cell adhesion; regulation of cell shape; regulation of cell migration
Cellular component (GO): semaphorin receptor complex
Molecular function (GO): semaphorin receptor activity; protein binding
Source: RefSeq, a predicted model, not a curated record
GGGAGGGAGGCCGGGCGCGGAGCAGCGCCGCCGCCGCCGCCGCCGCGGGAGCCCAGCAGCCGGAGCAGCGGAGCGGCGUCCUCGCCAGCCGGGAGCGGGAGGCGGCGGGGCAGGGGCCGGCGGUCCUCAGCCGAGAGGGCGAGCCCCGGGGAGGGAGCCCCCGCGAGCCGGGGGGCGCGAGCGCGGCGGACCUCCCCGCAGCCCGAGCCAGCGCGGCUCCCGGAGGAAAUGGGACCGUGAGCGGACCUGGCGAGCCAAGGGAAGGAAGCGCCGAGAUUGCUGAUGUCAGAGGCGCCCGGAAAGUCGCGCUGGGAAAACCUGAGGACCGCCUGGGCUCCGCCGCUUCCCCAGGACCGGCACCGCCACCCCUCGCCACCCCCCACGCCCCCUCGGCGCCGCCCGGGUCCCCCGCGAGCCGGCGGCCAGCGCCCGGGGACGGAGGGGCGCGCGCCCCGGAGACCGAGGGGCCGCUCCGAGAAGACAGAGAAGUGGCCGGGGGUCUUCGUGAAUGUGGACUCCAUGUGGACGUGGCUCUCCCGGUGACUGCGAGCUGCGGGCCUCGGCGGCGCGGGCGGACGGACCGGAGACGCCAGGACAGACGGACGCCGCGGAGCCGGAACCAUGUGAGGGCCAGCUCAGGAAGGCGGCGUGGAUGAGCGCUCAGAGGAUCCGCCUCCUGGUCCUUGCCCCGCUCAGCAUGGAACAGAGGAGGCCCUGGCCACGGGUGGAGGUCGACAGCCGGUCUGUGGUCUUGCUCUCCGUGGUCUGGGUGCUGCUGGCCCCCCCGGCAGCCGGCAUGCCUCAGUUCAGCACCUUCCACUCUGAGAACCGAGACUGGACCUUCAACCACUUGACUGUCCACCGAGGGACGGGGGCAGUGUACGUCGGGGCCAUCAACCGGGUCUACAAGCUGACGGGCAACCUGACCAUCCAGGUGGCUCACAUGACUGGGCCGCGGGAGGACAACAAGUCUUGUUACCCGCCCCUCACCGUGCAGCCCUGCAGCGAGGCGCUCACCCUCACCAACAACGUCAACAAGCUGCUCAUCAUUGACUACCCCGAGAACCGCCUGCUGGCCUGUGGCAGCCUCUACCAGGGGGUCUGCAAGCUGCUGCGGCUGGACGACCUCUUUAUCCUGGCGGAGCCAUUCCACAAGAAGGAGCACUACCUGUCCAGCGUCAACAAGACGGGGACGAUGUACGGGGUGAUCGUGCGCUCCGAGGGGCAGGACGGCAAGCUCUUCAUCGGCACGGCCGUGGACGGAAAGCAGGAUUACUUCCCCACCCUGUCCAGCAGGAAGCUGCCUCGCGACCCCGAGUCCUCCGCCAUGCUGGACUACGAGCUGCACAGUGACUUCGUGUCCUCCCUCAUCAAGAUCCCCUCCGACACCUUGGCCCUGGUCUCCCACUUCGACAUCUUCUACAUCUACGGCUUCGCCAGCGGGGGCUUCGUCUACUUCCUCACGGUGCAGCCCGAGACCCCCGAGGGGGUGGCCAUCAACUCGGCCGGAGACCUCUUCUACACCUCGCGCAUCGUGAGGCUCUGCAAGAAUGACCCCAAGUUCCAUUCCUACGUGUCCCUGCCUUUCGGCUGCACGCGGGCUGGGGUGGAAUACCGCCUCCUGCAGGCGGCUUACCUCGCCAAGCCCGGGGCCUCCCUGGCCCAGGCCUUCAACAUCAGCAGCCAGGAUGACGUGCUCUUCGCCAUCUUCUCCAAAGGGCAGAAGCAGUACCACCACCCGCCCGAUGACUCCGCCCUCUGUGCCUUCCCCAUCCCUGCCAUCAACUUGCAGAUCAAGGAGCGCCUGCAGUCCUGCUACCAGGGUGAGGGCCACCUGGAGCUCAACUGGCUGCUGGGGAAGGAAGUCCAGUGCACCAAGGCGCCGGUCCCCAUCGACGACAACUUCUGUGGAUUAGACAUCAACCAGCCGCUAGGAGGUUCCACGCCGGUGGAGGGCCUGACCCUGUACACCACCAGCCGGGACCGCAUGACAUCAGUGGCCUCAUAUGUUUACAACGGCUACAGCGUGGUGUUCGUGGGGACUAAGAGUGGCAAGCUGAAGAAGAUUCGAGCUGAUGGUCCCCCCCAUGGCGGGGUUCAGUAUGAGAUGGUGUCUGUGCUCAAAGACGGGAGCCCCAUCCUCCGGGACAUGGCCUUCUCCACCGAUCAGCGCUACCUGUACGUCAUGUCAGAGAGACAGAUCACCAGGGUCCCCGUGGAAUCCUGUGAGCAGUACACGACUUGUGGGGAGUGCCUGAGCUCGGGGGACCCUCACUGUGGCUGGUGUGCCCUGCACAACAUGUGCUCCCGCAGGGACAAGUGCCAACGGGCCUGGGAACCCAAUCGAUUUGCUGCCAGCAUCAGCCAGUGCAUGAGCCUCGAGGUGCGUCCCAGCAGCAUCUCAGUGUCUGAGCACAGCCGGCAGCUCAGCCUGGUUGUGAAUGAUGCUCCAGAUCUGUCUGCGGGCAUCAAAUGUGCCUUCGGAAACCUGACAGAAGUGGAGGGACAGGUGUCCGGGACCAAAGUCAUCUGCAUCUCACCUGGGCCUAAGGAUGUUCCUGUCAUCCCAUUGGAUCAAGACUGGUUUGGGCUAGAACUGCAGCUGAGAUCCAAGGAGACAGGGAAGAUAUUUGUCAGCACCGAGUUCAAGUUCUACAACUGUAGCGCCCACCAACUGUGCCUGUCUUGUGUCAACAGCGCCUUCCGCUGCCAUUGGUGCAAGUACCGCAACCUCUGCACUCACGACCCCACCACCUGCUCCUUCCAGGAGGGCCGGAUCAAUAUUUCAGAGGACUGUCCCCAGCUGGUGCCCACGGAGGAGAUCUUGAUACCCGUCGGGGAAGUAAAGCCCAUCACCCUUAAGGCUCGAAACCUGCCCCAGCCUCAGUCUGGCCAGCGAGGCUAUGAGUGUGUCCUCAGCAUCCAGGGGGCCGUCCACCGGGUCCCCGCCCUGCGCUUCAACAGCUCCAGUGUCCAGUGCCAGAACAGCUCGUACCAGUACGAUGGGAUGGACAUCAGCAACCUGGCCGUGGACUUUGCCGUGGUGUGGAAUGGCAAUUUCAUCAUCGACAACCCUCAGGACCUGAAAGUCCACCUCUACAAGUGCGCGGCCCAGCGGGAGAGCUGCGGCCUGUGCCUCAAGGCCGACCGGAAGUUUGAGUGCGGCUGGUGCAGCGGCGAGCGCAGGUGCACCCUCCACCAGCACUGUGCCAGCCCCUCCAGUCCCUGGCUCGACUGGUCCAGCCACAACGUUAAGUGCUCCAACCCGCAGAUCACCGAGAUUUUGACAGUGUCUGGACCACCCGAAGGAGGGACUCGAGUGACCAUCCACGGCGUGAACCUGGGUCUGGACUUCUCCGAGAUCGCCCAUCACGUGCAGGUGGCUGGGGUGCCCUGCACACCCCUGCCCGGGGAGUACAUCAUCGCUGAGCAGAUCGUCUGUGAGAUGGGCCAUGCCCUCGUGGGGACCACGUCUGGGCCGGUGCGCCUGUGCAUUGGCGAGUGCAAACCAGAGUUCAUGACCAAGUCCCAUCAACAGUACACCUUUGUGAACCCUUCUGUGCUGUCCCUCAACCCCAUCCGGGGCCCAGAGUCCGGAGGCACCAUGGUAACCAUCACGGGCCGUUAUCUUGGAGCUGGGAGCAGCGUGGCUGUGUACCUGGGCAACCAGACCUGCGAGUUCUAUGGGCGGUCAAUGAAUGAGAUCGUGUGUGUCUCACCCCCAUCGUCCAAUGGCCAGAGCUGUGUUCCUGUCUUCGUGAGUGUCGACCGAGCCCGUGUGAACAACAGCCUGAAGUUUGAGUACAUAGGGGACCCCCAGGUGCAGAGCAUCGAGCCGGAGUGGAGCAUCGCCAGUGGCCACACACCCCUGACCAUCACAGGCUCCAACCUGGAUGUCAUUCAGGAGCCAAGGAUCCGAGUCAAGUUUAAUGGCAAAGAAUCUGUCAAUGUGUGUAAAGUUGUGAACAACACCACCCUCACCUGCCUGGCACCCUCUCUGACCACGGACUACCGGCCCGGCCUGGACACUGUGGAACGGCCAGACGAGUUUGGCUUUGUCUUUAACAAUGUUCAGUCCUUGCUCGUUUACAAUGACACCAAGUUCAUCUACUACCCCAACCCAACCUUUGAACUACUCAGCCCCACUGGAGUCUUGAAUCAGAAACCAGGAUCCCCCAUCAUUCUGAAGGGCAAAAACCUCUGCCCUCCUGCCUCUGGAGGCGCCAAACUCAAUUACACGGUGCUGAUUGGAGAGACCCCGUGUGCCGUCACUGUGUCCGAGACACAGCUCCUCUGCGAGCCCCCCAACCUCACGGGGCAGCACAAGGUCAUGGUCCACGUGGGCGGGAUGGUGUUCUCUCCGGGCUCCGUGAGUGUCGUCUCAGACAGCUUGCUGACCCUGCCAGCCAUCGUCAGCAUCGCGGCAGGAGGCAGCCUCCUCCUCAUCAUCGUCAUCAUCGUCCUCAUCGCCUACAAGCGGAAGUCUCGAGAAAACGACCUCACGCUGAAGAGGCUCCAGAUGCAGAUGGACAACCUGGAGUCCCGUGUGGCCCUGGAGUGUAAGGAAGCUUUUGCUGAACUCCAGACAGACAUCAUUGAGCUGACCAGCGACCUGGACCGCUCAGGAAUCCCCUACCUGGACUAUCGUACCUAUGCCAUGCGCGUCCUAUUCCCCGGCAUCGAGGACCAUCCUGUCCUGCGGGAGCUGGAGGUGCAGGGCAACGGGCAGCAGCAUGUGGAGAAGGCGCUGAAGCUCUUCGCCCAGCUCAUCAACAACAAGGUCUUCCUGCUGACCUUCAUCCGCACCCUGGAGCUGCAGCGCAGCUUCUCCAUGCGCGACCGCGGCAACGUGGCCUCGCUCAUCAUGACCGGCCUGCAGGGCCGCCUGGAGUAUGCCACCGACGUGCUCAAGCAGCUGCUCUCCGACCUCAUCGACAAGAACCUGGAGAACAAGAACCACCCCAAGCUGCUGCUCCGGAGGACAGAGUCAGUGGCUGAGAAGAUGCUGACCAACUGGUUUGCCUUCCUCCUGCACAAGUUCCUGAAGGAGUGCGCAGCUGAGCCACUCUUCAUGCUCUACUGCGCCAUCAAGCAGCAGAUGGAGAAGGGCCCCAUCGACGCCAUCACGGGCGAGGCCCGCUACUCCCUGAGCGAGGACAAGCUCAUCCGCCAGCAGAUCGAGUACAAGACCCUGAUCCUGAACUGUGUCAACCCCGACAACGAGAACAGUCCAGAGAUCCCAGUGAAGGUGUUGAACUGUGACACCAUCACGCAGGUCAAGGAGAAGAUCCUCGACGCCAUCUACAAGAACGUGCCCUACUCCCAGCGGCCAAGGGCCGUGGACAUGGACUUGGAGUGGCGUCAAGGCCGGAUCGCCAGGGUCGUGCUGCAAGACGAGGACAUUACCACCAAGAUCGAGGGCGACUGGAAGCGGCUCAACACCCUGAUGCAUUACCAGGUGUCCGACAGAUCGGUGGUGGCUCUGGUCCCCAAACAGACCUCCUCCUACAACAUCCCCGCCUCUGCCAGCAUCUCCCGGACAUCCAUCAGCAGAUAUGACUCCUCCUUCAGGUACACAGGCAGCCCCGACAGUCUGCGGUCCCGGGCCCCCAUGAUCACCCCAGACCUGGAGAGCGGGGUCAAGGUGUGGCACCUGGUGAAGAACCACGACCACGGAGACCAGAAGGAGGGUGACCGGGGCAGCAAGAUGGUGUCGGAGAUCUACCUGACCCGGCUGCUGGCCACCAAGGGCACCCUGCAGAAGUUCGUGGAUGACCUGUUCGAGACCCUGUUCAGCACUGUGCACCGGGGCAGCGCCCUCCCCCUGGCCAUCAAGUACAUGUUUGACUUCCUGGAUGAGCAGGCGGACAGACACAGCAUCCACGACACAGAUGUGCGGCACACCUGGAAAAGCAACUGCCUCCCUCUGCGCUUCUGGGUGAACGUGAUCAAGAACCCCCAGUUCGUGUUUGACAUCCACAAAGGCAGCAUCACGGACGCCUGCCUCUCCGUGGUGGCCCAGACCUUCAUGGACUCUUGCUCCACGUCUGAGCACCGGCUGGGCAAGGACUCCCCGUCCAACAAGCUGCUGUAUGCCAAGGACAUCCCCAGCUACAAGAGCUGGGUGGAGAGAUACUAUGCAGACAUCGCCAAGCUGCCCGCCAUCAGCGACCAGGACAUGAACGCCUACCUCGCCGAGCAGUCCCGCCUGCACGCUGUGGAGUUCCACAUGCUGAGUGCCCUCAAUGAGAUCUACUCCUACGUCAGCAAGUACAGCGAAGAGCUCAUCGGGGCGCUGGAGCAGGACGAGCAGGCCCGGCGCCAGCGGCUGGCCUACAAGGUGGAACAGCUCAUCAAUGCUAUGUCCAUGGAGAGCUGAGAGACGGAGCCUCCCGUUCCUGGGCAGAGGGACCCGUGAACGCUGUGACGCUGGGCGUCUCGGAAGGAAGGACAAGUGAAGGGGAUCGGACCCCAGAGCUUGCUGUCCCCCGAGACCCCAUCCCGGGGAGAGGGGAGCCACGCCAGCCAAGUCUCCUCGCAGGCCAGGCGGAUCCUGCAGGGAGAGACCAUGGGCGUCGUCCACCCCAGGGCGCACAGGAGAGGAGCCAGGCCGCGGAGGAGGCGGCUCUUCAAGCCGAGAGGCGCCAGCUGGACACAGUUCCGCCUCUGUGACUGCUGCUUUGCAUGAAAACUCAUUUGAUGUAUAUUGGGGAAAUAAUGAGAACUUUAUUUAAUUUUUUUUAAGAAAAAGGAAAACCAGAAAUAAAACAAAACAGAAAGCUUCCCUGUUAAUCCCGUCCAACUUUUGUUGAAUUCUGGGUUCUAUCCCCCCUUUCUUCUCUUGUCCCCUGCCCUCCUUCCUUAGCUAACUCCUGUCUCCAAAUGCCAGGAAAAAAAAAACAAAAAAAACACACCUACAGAGAUGCUGAGAGAAAUCGGAGGGGAAAUUGUUUCUUUUCCCUUGGCAUUAAAAAAAAAAAAAAAGGAGGAGAAGAAGAAUGAGCACAAGUCUGCACCAAACACUUUGCAAAACUAGAGGCCAGUAAAACCUGGAAUUAUCCCGGCAGCCAGAGAGCGUGGGAACUACAGAACUUUGCGCCAAUUGCAAAGCCGUGGAGCAGCUCAGCCUGGCGGAUGGGGAAUUGAGCUUUACAGACCACACACCUGUAUAUUCUCAUCUCUCGAGAGAUGUGUCUCUAGAGUACCAAUGCUUUUUGCUAUGCUUUUUUAUUUGUUUGUUUUGUGUGUGUGUCUCUGUGUGUGUGUGUGUGUGUGUGUGUGUUUUAUUUAAUCCCAAACCUCAACAAAUGAGGAGCUGAUCUUUGGUACCUUUCCCUUUGGUUUCCCCAAAGUUCCUAGCGGAAGUGGGGGAGAGGUGGGCCUCUCUCAGACCAGACGACUGGCCUCCCUGAGGACAUGCGCAGCUCCGCCUUCACAUCAGUCACUGUCCUGAACCAGGCACCCUGGGGAGAGGGCCUGGAGGCCCGGGGCCAGGCCUCCAGGAGGUUCCUUUCGGGGGCAUGAGUGUUUGGCUUUGGAUUCCGUUCCAGUCUGCUGGUGGUUUUCACCGUUAGAGAGAAAACGAGAGUCAAGCAUCCAUCCAUGUUUACAGCAAGCAGUACCUGCAGAGGGCAGCGCUACAGAAGCCGCGGGCUUUCCUGUCCUGCUUUGUUUCUUUCAUUCUCUUGUGCCUGGCGAGGGCAGACAACCCUUCGCUCACAUGUGGACGCUCCUGAUGGCGCACUUCCUGGGGAGAAAAGACUGUCGAUCCCCGCAUGACUUCUGCCUCUCUUGUCCUUACGAGUUGGAAGGACACGUGGGCGGUUUCUCGCUGGGCUCCUUUCCUGCUCUCUCCUGCUGGCACCUAAAACCAUGAUGACCAGCUCUCCCGAGUGCAGUUUCCAAGCAGAGAGACCCACGCGCCAAGCCCUGGUCCAGAGGACUCUGGGGAGCCAGUGGGAGUCACCAAGAGGAAGGCCCUCUGUUGGUGACAAGACCUCCGUGACCGGGACAGCCAUCCGGGUUUCCGGGCCUCCCACGUUGGCAAGGAUCCAAGCAGACGGCUCCGACUUCUCUACAAGCAGCACCGAAGUGUGGGGGAAGGAGGACAAGAGAGAGGCAAAGGGAUGGGAAGUGGGGGAGGCAGGAGCGGACCAACCUCCCCUUCCCACCUCCUUGUCAAGGGGCUGCAAUGCUGGGAAACGGGACCAGCCAUCCCCAGGGAGACAAGACCAGAGUCAUUUCCUCUGUAAUUAACUCUGGGCCCCAGCUUCUCUGUGCCCUGAUUUACCUCCAAACAAUUCCAAUUUUCAGAGGCUCUGCUGACCACAUUGGAUUCCCAGGAAAGGGCUGGGGGAGGGAGGCCGGAGGGCUGGCUUCCAUCGCUGGCGUGUGGCUUUGGAUUGCUGGGCUGACCACACAGCAGACAUCGCCUGCUCCCAGCUCCAGUUUCUUGCCUGAAUGCAGCUGACAAAUGGGAAGAGAAAAGCAUUCAGCGAAAUACUCAGGAAACUUGCUUGUUUUCAUUCUAAUUCCCGACCAGCCAUGCCAAGGCCACUUUCUUCUGAUAAUCCUCUUCUGUUAAAGUUUCUCUGGGCUCUAUUAACAGCCUGAAAGAAAUACUAAUGACUGGCCUUCCGCACUAAGCCAAAGUGUUUACUCUUCACAGCACCCAAAGCUUAUCAGCUCCGAGCCCAUGAUUUAUGGAGAUGAGAAGAGAGGAGAUAUGGGCAAGAGGAAUGUGAGAAGGAACUCUGUGCUACCCACACACACACACAAAAUUCUGGCUCGCCUCAUUUUACUUCUGAGUUCUGCAUGCAGGCUUUCUGAUCACACCACUGCUCUAACUGGCACCCAGGACUUGGCUCCACCAAGAAGCAAAAGCAAGUUAGACAUCUCCAUUGCAUCUUAACCAUCCCUUACCUCUGGGCAUCCACCUGAGCACCUCCCAGCAGCUACUUCUGGUGGCCGCUCACUGCCCCUGGGGGUGCUUCCUUGAAGGUUUUUGGAGAAGGUAGAGGAUGAUGGGGGGUGGGGGGGAGACUGAAAAAAGCAGGCGCACAGACGCAGAGAGAAGAGCCAAAGCUGGCAAGAGACUUGGCCUCGUUUCUGAGUUGGGGAAGUUGGGUUGGCAAGGGAAGUGGCAUCCCUGAGAAAGAAAUUAAGGAAAAGGAAACGUCGGUUGGACUCAAGCCAGGCUAGGAGGGCAAGUGGUUGUAGAGCCUUGCCCCCUCUCUGGCUGCUCACCUAGUCCUCCUCCACCAGCUCUUGACCUUGGAUCACCAAGAACCAGUGGAGUCCACCCUGUGGAACAGGGAGGAGAGGCAGUCAGUUGGCCUCCCUCAUCACUGUUAUCCAAUUCGAAGACGGUUUGACCUUGAGUGAAGAAUAAGUAUGAAAGGCACGGCCUCUCCCCUACAUGAAGCCAUCCACCUUGGUGGGAGGCCAGGAAGGAGGUGUCUCUGGAAAGGCAGUCGGCUUGUGUUUUAUUGAUCUGCACAGAAGACGAUCCCCUGGAAAAGAAACAGGACCCCAGAAAGGUGUUGGGCAACACGGAGAUGGACAAGAUGUCAUCAUGGUGGAGCCAGUCACUCCAGCGGCCUGCUGCUUCCCACCCUCAGCCUGGUGUCGACUGCUGCUGUGCCAUCCCCUCUCCCCCUCCCCACAGCGCACCCCUCAGGACCAUUUCCCAUCCACCACUGGCUAAGAGCACCCCUCUUUGCAGAGCUCGGUCAUUGAACUCGUGGAUCAGCUGUCAACGGUCACUACAGGGAGGGACCUGUGUUUUUUUUUCAUUCAUUCAUUCAUUCAUUCAAUCAGGGAACCUUCAGACCUGUAACUAUUCUCUAGGCACCGCUCUAUGUGCUGAGAAAAGGCAACGAACAAGACCCAGAAGGACCUUCUAGCAAGUUUACAUUCUCCAGGCUACUGGUUCUUGCCACCAACUUAGCAGGCGCAGUUCUGCUUCCUCGCCUGCAGGGGGCAGGAGUCUUCUAAGCAAGGAGGCCGGAGGAGAGAAGAAAGCCCACCUACCCAGCUGCCUUACCUUAUUCUGGGAACAUCACUUGGGCAAUAGAGCCUCCCUCGUUUCCAUUACCACUGUCUCUUGUGGCGACAGUUCCCCUGCUCCUCGAGUCCCUGGACUUUCUUCAUUUCCACCAAAUGAGGACAAGAAAUGGCCCCGCUGCGCAUGCAGAAGUAAGGAUGGGUGUGACAGACUGCAAAUGGCCCGAGCAGAACACCUAGAGAAUGCCUGAAAGCCUCGUCCGCUAAAUCUCCAGGCGCUUCCCUAUUGCCACACCUGCCCCCGUGAACCUGCAGCCGGUAAACACUGAGCCAGCUUCUCUGGGGGAGGCCUGGCUGCAGACAGGAGACCCAGGGGCUCCAACGGUGAGAAAACGCCAGCAGCCGCACAGACACAGGGUCCAUGUAGGAGUGGAUCCCACAGCGAGACUCGGGGAUGGAGUUCAGGGCCUUGGGGAGCCCCAGGAGCAAGCUCUGAGAAACUGGCAGCAUCCUCCCCCUCUCUCCAACCUCCCUCCUCUCUUCCCUUCUCCCGGUUUCCCCCAGGAGUGAAGUUUUAGCUACUGGGCUCAGCGAUGCCACCUAGGAAAGACCAAGUUUCAGUCUGGGACUCAGGAAAGACCUGGGAGAGAUCAGCCCACUGCUGGUCACACAGCACAGCAGCCCAGCAAGGCAACCUGAGACUCUGGCUUCCCCGGACCCCCUCAUCCGGCCUCCUCACCUGAAAGAAGCUCCGCCUUCAGACCGCCCCCCCCCCUUUCCGCAGCUCACCCUGCCCCCGUCCCAGCCUCAAGGAAGAUGGGCGGUCCUCUGGGCUUCGGUCCAGGCCCUGACUUGUUACCCUCCUUCCUGGCAUUGCAGGUGGAGAGCAAAAUGGAAACUAGUGCCCUCCAUCCAGAGCAGAUGUCCUCAGGUGUGUCUGGGAGGAAGGGACCAGCUCCUUGUACCACGACACUAGGGGCCUGAGCCUCUGCCCACAACCUCUCCUCCCCAAGCCCACUCUUCCUGACACACUGGAAUUUGUGUGAUAGCUAUAUUUUUAAGAAAAUGCAGCGAUCGUUGUCUGGUUUUCUUGUUUUUACAGGUGUUGCGAAAUUAAAAAAAUAAAACUGGAAGAAAAUGAAGUAUUUAAGAUGUUCCAAUAAAAUAGGUUUUUUUGUUAUUCUAAUAUAUUAUUGUGUACCUAUUGUAAAUAUGAAACACUCCUAUUUUGCAAGCCAAGGACGCGAUUUGUACUGUUGUUAUAUAUAAAUAAAAUUUACUGGAUUAAAAAAUA